AUGGACAAGCUGAAGAAGGCAAGAGAUGUGCUCACUGGCCAAACUACGGCCAACCAUGGAGCUCAAGCUCAGAACCCGGGUAAAAAUGCUACCAAAGAUACCAUGGUCGACUCCAUGGUCGAUCAGGAGGCCCAGAAGAAGGGCAUUCCGGGCGCUGCUGAUCCAAUGAUCAACAAUGUUGUCAACGAAGAAAUCAACAAAAUAUCGAAAUAA
This is a messenger RNA of Annulohypoxylon truncatum, 213 nucleotides long. RefSeq lists its product as uncharacterized. The coding region runs from base 1 to 213 and encodes 70 amino acids. The transcript has 3 exons. The record is from RefSeq and is a predicted model, not a curated record. Lineage: Eukaryota; Fungi; Ascomycota; Sordariomycetes; Xylariales; Hypoxylaceae.